AUGCUGACCACUUGGUCCAGGCAAAAAGACAGUCCUUGGUCUGAUGGCACGCCCGGUCUCAGCCAACGACCCAUCCAGCCCGGGCAAAGUUUUGUAUACAAGUUCAAGGCUUCUCCUCCUGGAAAUCACUGGUACCACUCUCACGAGAAAAUGUCUCUCGUUGAUGGGCUUUAUGGAGCAAUUCACAUUCGGCCGAAGGAAGAUCGCACGGGAUUGUGGAGUCAAAUAAGCCAGGAUAAAGAAGACAUCAAAGCUAUGGAAAAGGCUGCACGCGAUCCCGAGUAUCUGGUCGUGUCGGAUUGGAGCCAGUAUACCUCGGAAGAAUACUGGAAGAUGUCUACUGAUUCGGGCCUUCUCGUAUUUUGUCUCGAUAGCAUUUUGGUCAACGGCAAAGGCGAGGUUUACUGCCCGGGUCAGGAAUUUCUUCAAAAGGAGCUCGCUCCAGGUCUGGUUCAGGACGCUUUCCCACCAGGCACCGAGGUCUCAGACAAAGGAUGUUUCCCAGCAGAUCUUGACCAAGUCCAAGGUGGCCCCUGGAACAUCACCAAACGCCCAGAUCUCAUACCACCACGCGUUCAGGAAGGCUGUGUUGCGUCCAAGCACGAGAAUGAGACUAUCGUCGUUGACCCACAUAGAAACAACGGCUGGGUUAGUAUGCAUAUCGUAGCUGCCGCCACGAUCGCUCAGAUUGCCUUUUCCGUGGAUUCUCACGAAUUUUGGCUGUACGAGAUUGAUGGCAACUACGUCAACCCCAAAAAGUUUGUCUCGGCAGUCAUGUCCGCCGGUGAGACCUUCUCGAUUAUGAUGAAACUAGAUCAAGAGCCGGGAAGAUAUACAAUGCGCGUACCCAACUCUGGGGCUUCGCAGGUACUAGGGGCCUUUGCCGAAAUGGUUUACGAAGGACACGAGCGUGCGGAGAAAUCGGGGAGGGCAUACCUGUCUUAUGGAGGCAACCCGACUUCACCAGAUGUCGAGAAGAAUUCAUUCUUUCCAUGGCAACUGGAUACAGAUCACAUGUCGCCGUGGCCUGCCAAUAAGCCCCGACCUGGCAAGGCUGACGAAGAGCAUCUUCUGGUGCUUGGCCGCGUUGGCGCUCCCUACAAGUACACCAUGAACACCAAGUACUUAUACCCCGUCGAUUUUCAAAACAAUGAUCCUCUAUUAUUUUAUCCCGACGCAACCUGUGGUACCGAGAAUGAUGGCCUGGUGCUUCGCACCAAAAACGGGUCUUGGGUUGAUCUCAUUCUGCAAGUUUCUACCCUACCUGGAGAUACAUCAUCAUUUGAGCAUUUUAUGCAUAAACACGGCAGCAAAACUUGGAGAAUUGGUUUCGGAACUGGUGUCUGGAAUUAUACCAGCGUAGAAGAGGCUAUUCAAGAACGGCCCCAGGAUUUCAACUUGGAGACCCCUGGCUUGCGCGAUACGUGGAUCACAGCAUUCUCAAUCGGUGGCGAGGCAUACUGGAGCGUUUUCAGGUACUAUGUGGAUAACCCGGGACCAUGGCUAUUUCAUUGUCACAUUGAGCUUCAUUUGAUGGGUGGCAUGGGCAUUGCAAUCUUGGAUGGUGUGGAUGCAUGGCCUGAGCAUAUUCCAGAAGAAUAUCGACUGGAUUAG
This is a messenger RNA of Metarhizium acridum CQMa 102, 1614 nucleotides long. The record is from RefSeq and is a predicted model, not a curated record. Lineage: Eukaryota; Fungi; Ascomycota; Sordariomycetes; Hypocreales; Clavicipitaceae.